This is a messenger RNA of Solanum pennellii, 1850 nucleotides long. RefSeq names its product ACT domain-containing protein ACR4. NCBI's taxonomy places the organism in Eukaryota, Viridiplantae, Streptophyta, Magnoliopsida, Solanales, Solanaceae. The record is from RefSeq and is a predicted model, not a curated record. The coding region runs from base 242 to 1591 and encodes 449 amino acids. The transcript is spliced from 8 exons.
AAUUUUAUAUGUGUAUUUUUGUAUUUAGAUACUUUAUAGUAAAAUAAAUAUUAUAUUUGAUUCUACUAGUAUUAGGAGUAUUAUAUAUAGGGGGCUGGUCAAGAUUCACUUUCCAUAUCGUUGGUCGGAGGUCCUCUGAUAAGUCAUAACUCAUAACCCCUCUUUCUGUUUCUCUGAGUUAUUUUUUGAGAGAAUCAAGAAAAUUUUGCUGACCCAACUCACAAAUCCUCAAGAAAUUGUUAUGGAAGCUACAAUGAGCUAUUCCCAAAACAUAAUGGAUGAUGAGUAUGAGAAAUUUAUCAGAAGAAUGAAUCCACCAAGAGUGGUAAUUGACAAUGAAUCUUGCAAAAAUGCCACUGUUAUACAGGUGGAUAGUGCUAACAAACAUGGAAUACUUCUUGAGGUGGUACAAAUCCUUACUGAUCUUAACUUUAUCAUUACAAAGGCUUAUAUUUGCUCUGAUGGUGGAUGGUUUAUGGAUGUAUUCAAUGUCACCAAUCAAGAAGGAAACAAGAUUACAGAAGAACCAAUCUUGGAUUAUAUCAUGAAGUCUCUUGGUCCAGAUUCUUGUUUUGCUUCUUCUAUGAGAAGAUCGGUUGGGGUUACUACGGGAAUGGACCACACCUCAAUUGAGUUAAUUGGAAGUGAUAGGCCAGGACUACUAUCUGAAGUGAGUGCUGUCCUCACCAAUCUUAGAUGCAAUGUGGUGAAUGCUGAAGUGUGGACGCAUAACACUCGAGCAGCAGCUAUAAUGCAAGUUACUGAUGAUGAAACCGGGGGUGCGAUUGCUGACGCUGAAAAGUUGUCUAUGAUCAAGAAACUAUUAUGCAAUGUACUUAGAGGUAGCAAUAAAUCAAGAGAUGCUAAGACAUUGUUAUCUCAUGGGGUCACUCAUACCGAUAGAAGGCUUCACCAGCUGAUGUUUGCAGACCGGGAUUAUGAACGUGCCACUGGUGACGGAUCGGAUGAUAAAGAAAGGCCAAAUGUAAACGUUGUUAAUUGGCAAGACAAGGACUACUCAGUAGUGACAAUUCGGUGCAAGGAUAGACCAAAACUUCUGUUUGAUACGAUUUGCACUUUGACUGAUAUGCAGUAUGUGGUUUUCCAUGGCAAUGUCGAUACUGAAGGACCAGAAGCUUACCAGGAAUACUGCAUUAGGCAUAUCGACGGAUCCCCUGUGAAGUCAGAUGCAGAAAGACAGAGAGUGAUUCAAUGUCUUGAAGCAGCAAUAGAAAGACGAGUAUCAGAGGGGUUGAAGCUAGAACUAUGUACCACGGACCGAGUUGGGCUGCUGUCCAACGUUACCAGAAUCUUCCGCGAGAACAGCCUUACUGUCACUCGAGCAGAAGUGUCAACAAGAGCAGGCAAAGCCUUGAAUACAUUCUAUGUUCGCGAUUCAUCAGGGUACCCUGUCGAUACUAAGAUCAUAGACUCUGUUCGACAAACAAUUGGCCAAACGAUACUUCGAGUGAAAGGCUCCCCUGAAGAGUUGAAUCCAGUACAACAAGAAUCUCCAACUAGGUUCCUCUUUGGGGGCUUGUUCAAGUCCAGAUCCUUUUGUAAUUUCGGUUCGGUUCGAUCCUACUCUUGAAAGGAAAACUCAAUAGUCCUCUUUCCAUUGUAUAUAUUUCCCAGGUUUUAGCCUUUUAGGUAUGGUUAAUUAGCAAAAGUUGAUUACUUACCUAAGUGUUUGUAAAUAUUACAUUCUUGAUCACAUUUUGCUCUUUUCAUUGGUAAUGGAUUCAACACAAUGUUGACCAAGUUGAAGCAAAUUGAAAAUUCAAGAAUCAUGUCGUUUUCAGACUCCACUUGUGAGGUUUUACUGUGUCGAAAUGUGGCCAUUUGAACUA